AUGCGACUCUUCUAUAGAGCGUCAUGGCUCACUCUCUUCUCCGCACUCGUCGCUGGCGACAAAGACUCGUGCCCAAUCACAAGCCAACACCUCAGCGAUCCUCCAUACGAAAACUUCUUCUUCUCAGACUGCAAUGUUGAUGCGCAGGUCGUUGUCACCAGUCCAGUCCCAGGCAGCGACGUCUCCAUCACCACCCCACGGCUGAUUAUCGCAUGGCCGGCUGGGAACAGUGGAAUAUGCACCUUCUUCGAGCCCCGAAAUGGUGAGAAGGGUAGCCUGGCUAUCGAGCUGGUCAACUCUACCCUUGGAACGCCCUUGGCUUCCGUGCAUGAAGAGAACGACAAGUCCGACUACCCCUUUGUGGGUGUUGAGGGUGUCUUAUCACUCAACUCCUCUGCAAACCUCACACUUGCUAUUCUCGGGAGCGUCAGAACGAUUCGAGAUUACACCGAGGGGGGCAACCUCAAUCCGCUUUUCCAAGACGCAGUCAAAGUCGCCAAGGUGAAGGACAAUACUAUUCAGUUCUCUCGGCUUUGGCUGGACAACACGACAACCACAACCCUGUCGCUGGAGCCUUGGGCGGACUCGAAGGGCAACAUCGACGUCCACGACAAGACGGCGAGUUUUAGUCCAGGGCUUUACAAAUUUUCUGCCUCCUUCAACUACCCUCAGAUGGAGCAGCUCAGCCCCCAAGAGGUUCUGAACAAGGAAUCUCAAUCCCUGAUUCAGGAAGACCCUUCCCAAGUCCAGUCUCUAUCCUUCUUCUCGUACACCGAGAAGCUGCUGGCUGGUGGCUGGAGGUUCCUGACCUACUUUGGUAGAGACAGCAUGAUUGCAGCCCUUCUUCUGGAGCCUGUGCUUAGCACCGGAAACAGUUCUGCCAUGGAGGCCAUCAUUGGAGCCGUGUUGGAACGUAUCAACCGUGAGGACGGUUCAGUAUGUCACGAGGAGAGUAUCGGCGAUUAUGCGACGUUCCAGAACCUGCAAAAAAGCAUUGUUUCCACAGACGCGGUUUUUGAUUAUCACAUGGUUGAUACAGACUACUUUCUGCCUAUCCUCAUGGCGAGGUACUUUAACACCUCAUCUGAUAGAGUCAAGCCGCUGCUAGACACCAAAGCUGGCAAGGUGAACGCUCAGAAUCGAGACUUGACUUGGAGAGACCUCAGCUACAUCGGCGCCCAGAAGAUCAUGAAGGCAACCGAAGCAUUCGAGAAAGACCCGUCGAUCAAGAACUUGAUUCAGCUCAAAGACAAUGAGGGUACGGGACAGUGGAGAGAUUCCCCAUCCGGCCUGGGGAAUGCUCGAAUCCCCUUUGAUGUGAACUGCGCCCUGGCACCAGCAGCACUAUACGCCAUCUCUGAGUUGGCAGGCAUGCCAGAUGUGUAUCCUGAUAACGCCGACACCAAGACAUGGAGAGAUGCUGCUACCAAGCGGGCUAAGGUGUGGGAGGACAAGACUCUGCCGCUUUUUCAGUACAACAUUACUACUGACAAGGCUGAGUCUCUUCUGGAGGAAUACACGAGCAAGAAUAAGUUCUAUGAUGGUCCAGCUCAGACGGAGGCCCUUGGAAAAUAUUCAUCCACCGGAAAGGUCAUUGAUUAUGCCCUCGCCAUCAAAACUAUCGAGUCCCCAGACAAGAUUGCUGUCACGCAUACAGACACAGCAUUCCGACUCUUCCUCCUCAACUCUGAAGAUGACGAGCAGUUGACCAUAUUUCUCAACGCAACUGCCAACGCGAUACUUCGCCCCUUCCCCGCUGGUUUGAGCACUCCGGUGGGAGCAGUUGUUGCGAACCCAGCUCUAUCCGGCGACGACGACUUGAUUAGCAUUUUCACCAACUCAGCAUACCAUGGCACCGUCGUCUGGGGUUGGCAAUUGGCUUUGAUGGCAAAGGGCUUAGAAAGACAGUUGAAAAGAUGCCUUGCAUGCCAUGCGAAGCGAGCACCUUGUCUCAUCCGUCACGUUCCCUCAUUUUGUCGAGACGAUGGAGUUUACAAUGCUCUGAGGAGUGCAUAUAAUCAUUUAUGGGACCUCAUCGAAGCGAACUUGGACCAGUUACAGUCCGAAGUGUGGAGUUGGACGUAUAGCAAGGAAGGAUACAAAUUCUCGCCCUUAGGUGCCCUGGCCUCUGGGACGGAGAGCAAUAUUCGACAACUGUGGAGUUUUAGUUUCCUAGCCGUGAAGAGGGAUAGUUCCUUUUCGCAGUGA
Molecule: messenger RNA, 2208 nt
Organism: Fusarium vanettenii 77-13-4
Lineage: Eukaryota; Fungi; Ascomycota; Sordariomycetes; Hypocreales; Nectriaceae
Exons: 1
Coding region: 1-2208 (735 amino acids)
Biological process (GO): carbohydrate metabolic process
Source: RefSeq, a predicted model, not a curated record